UCUCUGCUAUUUGUGUACUCUUUGGAUUACGCUCGUACCCGUUUGGCCAAUGAUGCCAAGGCGGCCAAGAAAGGUGGUCAGCGGCAGUUUAAUGGCAUGAUCGAUGUGUACAAGAAGACUAUAACCUCUGAUGGCAUUGUAGGACUUUACCGUGGUUUCAACAUCUCAUGUGUUGGAAUUAUAGUGUACCGUGGGCUUUACUUUGGAUUGUAUGAUUCCUUGAAGCCUGUGGUUCUAGUCGAUGGUCUCCAGGAUAGCUUUCUUGCGAGUUUCUUGCUGGGAUGGGGAAUCACCAUUGGAGCUGGACUGGCGUCUUACCCAAUCGACACAGUGCGUAGAAGAAUGAUGAUGACAUC
This is a messenger RNA of Camelina sativa (false flax), 356 nucleotides long. Lineage: Eukaryota; Viridiplantae; Streptophyta; Magnoliopsida; Brassicales; Brassicaceae. The record is from RefSeq and is a predicted model, not a curated record.